UUGUAGACUUCCGGAGCACGGAGUAUGUGGCGGUAGUAAAGAAUUACUGUAAAACUUCGAUCUUGAGUUUAAUUUGAUGUGGUUGGGAUCUUUCGAAGAAAGUUCGGUAAUAAGGUCUACAUUACAUACAGAAUAGCGUCUGGGAAACGGAGUGUCCUGACGAGUCAUUUAGUAUCUGAUGCAAUAUGGCAACAACACUUCGUCCCCUCAUCCGGAUAGUCCCACGCCUCCAGGAGAGUGGACGUCAUGUAAAGUUUGUACGGUAUUUCUCCAACGCGGGUUUAGAGAAACCAACUAAUGAAAACACGCCCACCAUUGGAGCUCCAGUGUUGGGAGGAGAAGGACGCGAAGGCUGCGGCGAUGAUGGUGCUGGUUCAGCUCGGAGAGGUCUUCUCAGAGCCGCGGCGUUAGGACUCGCUCUGACCGGAGCUGCUUUAAACAGUGUUAGAGACGAGCGGGGUGAAGCUGUCUCUCAGAGGACACGGUCUCUCACAAACACUGCACUCCAUUACCUCGUGCCUACAGCAUACUGUGCUUCCCAAUACAAAGGCGACGGUCCGCGGUAUAAGUACAACUUUAUUGCGGAUGUAGUGGAGAAGUCCGCGCCUGCUGUCGUUUACAUUGAGAUAUUAGGACGGCAUCCGUUCUCUGGUCGUGAGAUCCCCAUCUCCAAUGGCUCUGGCUUCAUAAUCAGUGCUGAUGGCCUCAUCGUUACAAACGCCCAUGUAGUAGCCAACAAGCGUGGGGUUCGUGUCAAACUGACCAACGGAGAGACGUACAAUGCAACUGUACAAGAUGUGGACCAGGCUGCAGACAUUGCAACAAUUAAGAUCAGUGCCAAGAAUCCCUUGCCCACCUUGCGUCUUGGGAAUUCAUUAGAUGUACGUCAGGGGGAGUUUGUGGUUGCCAUGGGCAGCCCCUUCGCCCUAAGGAACACCAUCACAUCUGGAAUAGUUAGUUCAGUUCAGAGAGGCAGCAAAGAACUGGGCCUGUCUAAUGGCAACAUGGACUACAUACAAACUGAUGCUGCUAUUGAUUUUGGGAAUUCGGGUGGUCCACUUAUUAAUUUGGAUGGCGAGGUGAUUGGUAUUAAUACCAUGAAGGUGACUGCUGGGAUUUCAUUUGCCAUUCCCUCUGACAGACUUCGUCUUUUCCUUGAGCGUGCAGCCAAUCAAAAGAGUUCCUGGUUUAGUGGGUCACAAAGCAGACGGCGCUACAUCGGAGUGAUGAUGUUAACUCUCACACCGAGUAUAAUUGCUGAGUUGAAGAUGCGUGACCACUCAUUCCCUGAUGUAGCACAUGGAAUCCUCAUCCAUCGUGUCAUCACUGGCUCUCCAGCCAACAGAGCGGGUAUGAAAUCAGGUGACAUUGUGGUGGAGGUCAACGGAGUAAAGGUGAGCACAUCAGAAGAAAUCUACAAUGCAGUAAGGACAAGUGACAGCAUUAACAUGGUGGUGCGUAGAGGUCAAGACUUGCUGAUGCUGCACAUGAUCCCUGAGUGCACAGAAUAACAUAAUAGCAAAAGAGAAAUGUUAAGAUGUUCAGAAUAUUGAAUGUUCUAAAGGGGUGUUGAAUUACUAGGCCUGUGUGUACUAUACAUUAGAAAGUAGUGGAAAUUACAUUCUAAGUUGAAAAUGUCA
Molecule: messenger RNA, 1640 nt
Organism: Clarias gariepinus (North African catfish)
Lineage: Eukaryota; Metazoa; Chordata; Actinopteri; Siluriformes; Clariidae
Product: serine protease HTRA2, mitochondrial-like
Exons: 8
Coding region: 186-1511 (441 amino acids)
Biological process (GO): positive regulation of apoptotic process; programmed cell death; proteolysis
Cellular component (GO): mitochondrion
Molecular function (GO): protein binding; serine-type endopeptidase activity
Source: RefSeq, a predicted model, not a curated record